AUGUCUUUUACUUAUUAUAAACCAUGGACUUCUUGGUUUGGUAUCCAUUCAAAUGGAAAAAGAAAGAAAAGAUCAGCCGGGCGUGACAUUGACGAUUUAACAGAAACUUCCACAAUGGACUUCACAGGAAGUUCGGAAGGAAGUUCCAUACUUGAUUCCCCCACAGUAAGUUCUAGUGCAUAUACAACACAACCCGGGGGAAAAACAAAUAAUAGUACACGGGAUCGCGGGAUGGUAGGUUAUCAAAACAUGCGAUGUAACACAUAUUUGGAGUGUAACCCAUUCAAUAUACAUUGUUCCUCCUUUCCCCUAUUAGAGGACAUAAAUGACUAUGUAGUUCAUACAAUGUGUAAUGAAUAG
Molecule: messenger RNA, 360 nt
Organism: Plasmodium coatneyi
Lineage: Eukaryota; Apicomplexa; Aconoidasida; Haemosporida; Plasmodiidae
Exons: 2
Coding region: 1-360 (119 amino acids)
Source: RefSeq, a predicted model, not a curated record